UUUGGAAAUAAACCGCAACGCCACUGACGCUGACAUAAAGAAGGCCUACCGGAGGCUCGCGCUGAAGCAUCACCCGCGCAGCAGCAGCCACGCGCGCGCCGCCGAGCGCUUCACUCUGCUCGCGGAGGCGUUUGACGUGCUGAGCGACCGUAAGGUCUACAAGACAAAAUACAAACAUAAAAUACACAAAACAACCUCACUUAAAUAUGCGACACAGCUUUACAACACUUGCUAUAAACGGUCUGAUAUCGCAACUGCAAUGUUUCCCCACAUUUGUGGUUCCUGGAACGUUCUGGCAAGCACGUAAAAAGGCAACGUAUGAUAAGUUUGGAGAGGAAGGUUUAAAAGGAGGAAUACCAUCUGAGCUGGGAGUUGGCGCUUGGUCAUCAGGAUAUGUCUACCAUGGAAAAGCAGAUGAAACAUUCAAACAGUUUUUUGGAGGAGAUAACCCCUUUGCAGAUUUUUUCAGCAAUGAUGGCAGUGAGGACAACACAGCUCUUAAGAGCUUGCGUGGACAAAAAGAAAAGCUACAGGAUCCACCAAUAGAGAGAGACCUUCACCUUGCCUUGGAGGACCUUUAUUAUGGAUGCACUAAAAAAAUUAAGAUAUCCCGCAGGGUCAUGAAUGAAGAUGGACACACAUCCAGCAUCAGGGACAAAAUUUUAACCUUCACUGUGAAAGCAGGAUGGAACGAAGGGACACGGAUCACAUUUCCUAAAGAGGGAGACCAGGGCCCAAACAACAUCCCAGCAGAUAUUGUUUUUGUCAUACGCCAAAAGCAGCAUCCACGCUUUGUUCGGCAAAAUGAUGAUCUGUACUAUACAGUCAAUGUUUCUCUUGAGAAGGCUUUGACUGGUUUCUCAGUAGAAGUUGAGACACUAGAUGGCAGGCUUCUCAACAUCCCCAUAAAUGACAUUGUCCACCCUCAGUACACCAAAAUUGUGUCCGGGGAAGGAAUGCCGCUAGCAAACAACCCAGCCAAGAGAGGGGACUUGGUCAUCCGCUUCAUUACAGAGUUCCCAAAAAAGCUCUCACCUGAAAAAAAACAGCUCCUAAAACAAGCUCUAUCAUCCAAACUUAUUCAAGAACCUUAAAGCCCAUUCAGUGUUUAAUAGAAGCAUUUAUUUAAAAAUGAAUUAAAAACACUUGAACUCAAAA
Molecule: messenger RNA, 1158 nt
Organism: Puntigrus tetrazona (Sumatra barb)
Lineage: Eukaryota; Metazoa; Chordata; Actinopteri; Cypriniformes; Cyprinidae
Gene: dnajb13
Product: DnaJ heat shock protein family (Hsp40) member B13
Exons: 8
Coding region: 207-1094 (295 amino acids)
Cellular component (GO): cytosol
Molecular function (GO): protein-folding chaperone binding
Source: RefSeq, a predicted model, not a curated record